AUGUCGCAAUCCAGACCACCUACAUCUGCCGCCACCGGUGGUGGCGGUGGCGGUGACAACAACAAUACCAGCAAAGGCGUAGGCCCCAGCCGUCGAACAUGGGACAAAGAAGAAUUUUCGCGCAAGGCCAUGUCUCGCGAGAAGCGCCAGGCCGAACUUGAUUCUGUCAACGCCGAGCGACGCUUGCAAGGCCUGCAACCACUCAAGAGGCUCAAGUCCAACGCACCCGAACCCGAGCUCGCCAUGCAGCAGCGUCGUGCGCCGCUUGGUCUCGAGCGAAAUCAGGGCAAGACGCUCAUGGUCGACCUUACUUCCUCCGAUGGCAAAGGUCAGACGGGGCCUGGGUUCUACUGCGAGGUGUGCAGGAAGCUGCUCAAGGACAAUCUGGCUUAUCUGGAUCAUAUCAAUGGACGCGUACAUUUGAUGCGGAUAGGUCAGUCCACGCAGCAGGAUAGAGCGACGCUACAAGACGUGCAGGACAUGCUGGACAAGUUGACCAGGGAAGCUGAGGCAGCGGCGGGAGGCGGUGGCAAGAACAGUGCAGUGUAUGAUUUUGAUCGACGCAUUCAGCAGAUCGCCGAACAGGAGGAAAAGGAGAGAGAGGCGAAGAGGGAAAAAAGGAGACAGCAGAAGUUGCUCAAGAGGUCCGCCUCGAGCAACAACGAGCCCCAAGCAGCCGCCGAGGCAGGCGCGGCGGAAGGAAACGACGCCGAAGCAGCAAUGAUAGCUGCCAUGGGUUUUGGUGGAUUCGGUUCGACCAAGAAGCGCUGA
Messenger RNA from Sporisorium graminicola, 771 nucleotides. RefSeq lists its product as uncharacterized. Gene Ontology annotation, cellular component: U4/U6 x U5 tri-snRNP complex; spliceosomal complex. Lineage: Eukaryota; Fungi; Basidiomycota; Ustilaginomycetes; Ustilaginales; Ustilaginaceae. Bases 1 to 771 code for a protein of 256 amino acids. The record is from RefSeq and is a predicted model, not a curated record. Gene Ontology annotation, molecular function: zinc ion binding; nucleic acid binding. The transcript has a single exon. Gene Ontology annotation, biological process: mRNA splicing, via spliceosome.